This is a messenger RNA of Gracilinanus agilis (Agile Gracile Mouse Opossum), 2586 nucleotides long. It is a transcript of the gene CASS4, whose product is annotated as Cas scaffold protein family member 4. Lineage: Eukaryota; Metazoa; Chordata; Mammalia; Didelphimorphia; Didelphidae. The coding region runs from base 1 to 2529 and encodes 842 amino acids. The record is from RefSeq and is a predicted model, not a curated record. Gene Ontology annotation, biological process: cell migration; cell surface receptor protein tyrosine kinase signaling pathway. Gene Ontology annotation, cellular component: cytoplasm; plasma membrane. Gene Ontology annotation, molecular function: protein binding. The transcript has 7 exons.
AUGACAGUCCUGAAAGGAUCCAGCAUCAUGAACAGAUCUCCAGAGCAGUGUAUCUUGGCGAAAGCAUUAUAUGAUAACAAUGCUGAAUGUGCUGAUGAGUUGGCUUUCCGGAGAGGAGAUAUCCUGACUAUUCUAGAAAAGAAUGUUCCUGAAAGUGAGGGGUGGUGGAAGUGUUCACUUCAUGGUCGACAAGGGCUGGCUCCUGCAAAUCGUCUCCAUCUCCUGACUGAUGCUCAAGAGGGUGGAUUUUCUCUUUCCUCCCAGAAUAGCUUGGAAGAAUUACCUAGCAGUCCAGAAAAGACUAACCAUGGGCCCUCUGAGAUCAACAGAUCUCCUCUACCAGGUGUAUAUGAGCAGAUGGUUGGUUGGGUGAAAUUGCCCAAGCCUGCAGUUUCUCCCUCUAUAGAUCAAGUGUAUGAACAACCUGCACCACUGACUACAGCAAAAAUUUUUACUGAAAAGACUUUAAGCUUUGCUAAACAGGACCUUGUUACACUUCCCAGACCAAUUUCAGCCCUCUUAUCAACUAUUAAUCCACAAGUUUAUGAUGUUCCAUCCCCACAAAGUCAAAGCCGCUUGAUUCCUAAGGAACAGGAACAACAAGUAUAUGACAUUCCAGCAAGCUCUGAAAAAGGAGGAAUUCAUGUUCCAACGAGACAUGUUUAUGAUGUCCCCUCUCCGACUACAAGAGUCUUUUCUCUAAGAGAUAAACCCUGUGUUGUUUCUUCAUCAACAAAAUCAGUUAGAAAAGGUUUCUCUAAUACUUUGCCUAAUCCUCAGAAGCCUGGAUGGAUUUAUGACUCUCCAGUAUCUCCAGAUAAAACAAGUUUGAGGCAAGCAUCCCUAUCAAGUCCCCCAGAACAGAAGGUAUUCUAUGAUAUUCCACCUCCUAGGUAUACAUCAACCUUGAAAAAUUCACCAAAUGAUAAAUCAAAGACACUCAAACCACAAAAUGUACACCCAGUUCAGAAAAAAAACAGUCUCCCAGAAAUGCCUCUGUGUGGAUUUCCAUUCCCUCGGGAUAUACUACCCUCGAAACCUAGAACUGAAUAUGCUGUCCCUCCAAGUUUUCUGAUUCCUCGGAUGGAACAACAGGAUACCAUGCCCAAUAUUUAUGACAUCCCAAAAGGGAUGUCUCUUGCCCCUCAGGUUGGAAAAGACACUGAAAAGAAAAAUGAUGCUUCAGAAAAUUGUGCUUAUCACAUUUCCUCGUGGCUACCAAGACAUCCAAGGUCAAUAUCCCCUGAACCAUCAGAACAAGAUAGGUUAUCCAUUUCCAGUGUAGACAGCAGAGCCAGUAUCUCUUCUUGCUCUUCAGCAUCUACUGACCCCUCAUCCAUUUCCUCAUCAGAAGAACCAGGCAAAGAGGUUAUGUUGGGCUUGGAGUUGGCCAAAGAGAUGGUAACAGAUCUACAGCACAGAGUAGCUAGCUCCAUAGCAAGUCUGAUGAUCUUUGUGAGUAGUAAGUGGAGAUUCAAAGAAUUCCUGGAAGCUAACAUUGAUGAGAUCCAUAGAGCUGCUGAUCAUAUCAAGGCAUCCGUAGGAGAAUUUCUAGAUUUUGCCCAAUUGGUCAAUGUGAAUGUUAGCAAUCUCACUGAUAAUAAUCUUCAAGUCAGGCUAAAAAAGCAACUACAGAUUAUUGCAGAUUCCUACCAAAUUCUUCUAGAAACAAUGGGAGCUCUGAAUAACUGUAACUGGUCUCUGGACAUUCUUAUUACUGACAAACUUCAAAACAAUCCUGAUGACCUGGACAGAUUUGUCAUGGUGGCCCGGACAAUUCCAGAAGACAUCAAGCGCUUUGUUUCCAUCAUCAUUGCAAAUGGGAAGCUUCUUUUUAAACAGACCUGCGAGAAAGAAGAGGCUAACCAACUCCACAUUAAAUCAGAACAUAAAUUAGCAACAUUCACUCAGUUACCGAGAAGAAAAAAUUAUGACUUGCACCAAGGGAAUAUUGCUUUUGGUAAAUCAAGGGAAAGUGAAUUCUCUUCUGAGCCAGAAAGUAAAAAUAUGAGGAAUGUUUGUGAUCAAGAUAAAUCACAGAAGACAAUGACCCUGGAAGAUGUACAGAAACCAGCUUUCAAACAAGAAACAGAGAAGAAAAAAGAUCUUAAAACAAAGAGCCUUUCUCCUCCGAAUCACAAACUGCUGAGUAGACAGGAUCCAGAGAAGAAAAUCAGCCUUUCAGAACAUUGUAGACUAUACUUUGGUGGGCUUCUUAAGGCUAUUGGCAUAUUUAAUACCAGCCUUAACAAUAAUCAGCCACCUGAAAUUUUUAUCACCCAGAGUAAAUUGAUCAUCAUGAUAGGUCAAAAGCUGGUAGAUUCCCUUUGCCAAGAGACAAAGGAAAAGGAUGUUCGGAAUGAGAUUCUCUACAGUAGCAGCAAGCUUUGUGGCUUAUUGAAGAAUCUAGCUGUGGCCACCAAGAACGCAGUCCUCAAAUAUCCUAAUGUUGAUGCAAUAAGAGAACUUCAGGAGGAGGCAGAUAAGUUAUGCAAACACACACAACUAGUCAGAGAAACGCUAGAAUGAGAUCUCACUUCAGUUCUUCCUGUGUAUUACUAUAAAGACUCGGCAAUCCUUGCUGGG